Molecule: messenger RNA, 5316 nt
Organism: Leptosomus discolor (cuckoo roller)
Lineage: Eukaryota; Metazoa; Chordata; Aves; Leptosomiformes; Leptosomidae
Source: RefSeq, a predicted model, not a curated record
AUGGCUGAGUGGAAGUGCAAUGGGAUUGAUGACUGUGGCGAUUCCUCAGAUGAAGAUGUCUGCGCCCCCUGCCCGCCUGGUAUGGUGCGAUGCGAUGAGGGGAAGUGUAUCCUGGAGUCCCUGAUGUGCAAUGAUGAGGAUGACUGCCUGGACGGCACCGAUGAGCCCAGCACAUGCGGUCGGAGCUGCUUUGUACGCAACGGGGGCUGCGCGGAGACGUGCACUGACACGCACUGGGGAGUGCAGUGCUCCUGUGGGGCUGGCUGGGUGCUGCAGGCAGACGGGCAGAGCUGUGCUGAUGUGGACGAGUGCUCCCUGGAGUACAGCCCCUGCAGCCAGCUGUGCAGCAACACCCCGGGUGCUUUCAGCUGCGCCUGUCUCCAGGGCUACACCCUGUGGCACGGCACCACCUGCGAAGUGGCAGACAAUGCAACGCAGAUCCUGCUGGCCGUGGGGCAGGACCUGGCCCUUCUGGAUGUGCGGACCCAAGCCUACCGGCCCUUGCUCUCCACCGAGACUGAACCCCGUGCCCUGGUGUAUGACCUGCUGCGAGAAACCUACUACUGGCUGACAGAGGAUGGCGAGCUCCACACUCACGUGCCGGGGAAGGGCACACGGCCCCUCUAUCCAGAUGCCGGGGAGGUGAACAGCAUCUCCGUGGACUGGUACACAGGGCAGCUGUACUGGGCCAGCAGUCACCCUGCAGCCAUCUGUGCAGGGCUGGGCGAUGGCCGGGGCUAUGUGGCAGUGCUGGGGAAGGAUGUGGCACCAGAGCAGCUGACAGUGCAUCCAGCUGCAAGGUCCCUGUACUGGAUCAACCGGGGGCAGAGGGGCCGGACAGUCGUUGCUGCAGCUGGCAUGGAUGGCUCAAACCGGCGGGAGCUCACAGUGGUGUCCAUGGAGGAGCCUGUGGGGCUGAGCCUGGACCAUGUGGCUGGCAGGCUGUACUGGAUCAGCGAGUACAAGGAGUCCAUUGAGACGCUGCGGGUGGAUGGCAGCGGGCGCCACUCCUUUCCUGCUGUCCUGAGGAGCCACUCGGAGCCACUGGGCCUGGCUGUGUUUGAGAGCCGGUUCUUCUGGACCGAUGGCACAGAGCUGGCAUCAGCCACCCGGGCCUCUCCCCAGGAGCAUGCGGUGUUGCUCCGUGCCCCUGUCUCUGCUUUCACUGUGCUGCAUGCACUGCAGCAGCCUCCCCGGGACACUGCUGCGUGUGCUCCGGGCCUGUGCAGUCACCUUUGCCUCCUGUCCCCUGUGCACCCUCAGGGCUACAAGUGUGCCUGUCCUGAGGGCCUCUUCCUUCUGCCCUCAGGGAAAUGCGCAGAGCUGUCCAUCAUGUAUGCAUCAGGGAAGGCCAUCUCCCUGGUGCAGGUGGGCCCUGGAGCACGCAGCAAAUGGGUGAAGGAGUGGCAGGAGCCCAUCCACCUACAAGAUGUAGACUGGCAGAGGUCGGUGCUCUAUGGGACAGAUGAUCAUGGAACAUUGCUGCGUGUCGUGGGGCACCCUGGCAGGAGAGAGACCAUUGCAACUGGGUUGCCAGUCUGCUCUGCCCGUGUGGACAUCCGCUUGGGGGACCUGUACUGGCUCGCAUGUAACCGAAGGGACAUCGGGGUGAUCCAGGCGUCUGACAUGUCCCUGCGCAUCCUGCACCGUGCUCGCAGCAGCAUCCAGCACCUCUUCUUGGACUGGCAGCGGGGCAGCCUUCGGGCACUGAGUCUGACCAAGCGGCAAGCAGUCACUGUGUCACCCAGCUGGUCCCAUGGCCUUGUGGCCGCCUUCGAGCCAUACCUGGUGUCAACAAAUGGGACAGCUCUGCUGCUGUGGGACCGGAGGACGCUGGCCCUUGUGCUAUCUGUGCCAGCAGCAGGUGUACAGGAGGUGGUGGCCUUUGUGGGCUUGGAGCCGCAGGCUGUCCUCCAUCUGUCCUGUCCUCGCACGCAUGUGCCCUGCCGUGAUGGCACGGAGUGCGUGGCCCAGGAGUACGUGUGUGAUGGGGAGAAGGACUGCGCAGAUGGCUCUGACGAGGAUGGGUGUGCCCAGCUGUGCGACACCCCAGGGGCCUUCCACUGUGCAAGCGGAGCCAUAUGCAUCAGGGCUGAGGAGCACUGCGAUGGGGUGCCGCAGUGCCCCGAUGCCUCGGAUGAGGCGGGCUGCUGGAGCCCCACGCAGGAGUGCGCCCUGCGCUGUGACACUGCUACCCACUGCAUCCCUGAGAGCUGGCUGUGUGAUGGUCAUGCUGACUGCCUGGACCAUGCCGAUGAGCAGGGCUGUGUGCCAAAGGAGUGUGGCCCAGCUGAGUUCUCCUGCCGGAGUGGGCAGUGCGUGGCCCUGGCCCUGCGCUGCGAUGGUGACCGUGACUGCCAGGACGGCUCGGAUGAGGAGGGCUGUGCCAUGCCCCGGCCGUUGCUCUGCCGCACAGGCGAGGUGGCAUGUCCCCGCAGUGCGGAGUGCGUGCCAGAGGCUUGGCGUUGCGACGGCGCUGCCGACUGUGGGGAUGGCACAGAUGAGGAGGGCUGUCCCUGGGAGGAAGGGCUGUGUGGGGACCGGCAGUGGGGCUGUUCCCAUGGCCACGAGUGCAUCCCUGAUGUCUGGCGCUGCGAUGGAGAGAGUGACUGCACAGAUGGCAGCGAUGAAGCUGGCUGCUAUCAGCUGGCUGAGGAUGGUCUGUCCUGCAUGGACAUAAAUGAGUGCACAGAGCAGGGCGAGGGAGCGUGCAGCCAGACGUGCCGCAAUGCCCCAGGGUCCUACAGCUGUGACUGUCUCCCUGGCUACCUGCUGGAGCCCGAUGGCCAUGUCUGCAAACUCACUGGACCAGAGCCCAUCUUGCUGGUGGCUGUGCAGUCAGAGGUGUUGUCCUAUGGCCUGCGGAGUGGGCGUGAGGAGGUGCUGCUGGCCACUGACAAGGAUCGCGUUGUCUUCUCGCUUGACUAUGACCUGGUGGAAAGGAAAGUCUUCUGGAUGGAUCUGGCUACAGAGAGCAUCCGCUGGCAGGAUCUCAACUCUGGCAAGAAAGGCACACUGGUGAAAGGUGUAAGAUCGGACUGUAUAGCUGUGGACUGGCUCGGAAGGAAUCUGUACUGGACAGAUGGUGUAGGAGGGCAGGUGCUGGCCACUCGCCUGGGGGCUGCCUGGCGGGGGAUACCAGAGUACGCUGUGGUCAUGGAUGGAGACCUGGACCGGCCCCACUCCCUGGUGCUCCAGCCUCUGGCAGGGCUGUUGUACUGGUCAGAGGUGGGGAGCCACCCGCGGCUGAUGGAGGCUGCCAUGGAUGGGAGUCGGCGGCAUGUGCUUCUGGCCCAGGGGCUGGGCUGGCCCACAGCACUGGCCCUCGACCUCCCCACCUGGAGGAUCUUCUGGCUGGAUGAAAAACUGAGCAGCAUCGGUUCUGCACGUCUGGAUGGCACCAGUGUGAAGGUCCUGCAACUGGGCUGGGUCCAGAGCCCCUUUGCGGUGGCUGUGUGUGAGGGGCAGCUCUACUGGUCGGAGAGGAAGGCAUGGUCCGUGCAGCAGGUAGACAAGACCAGUGGCAAGAACAGGACUGUGCUGCUCAAGCGACAUGGGCAACCCCAUGGCCUCCAGUGCCGGUGCCCUGCCGGGCUGACACUGGCUGCCGACGAGACCACCUGCCUGCCCAUCCGAGACUCGACCUUUGCCCUCCUGGUGUCACCAGCAGCUGUGGCACAGGUCUACCUGAAGGACCUGCCCACAACAUCUGGAUCCCAAGGUCUUCCCCCGCACCGGGCCCUGCCCUUGGCCAAGGUGGGCCGUCUGACAGCCGUAGACUACGCAGUGAAAGACAAGAGCCUGUACUUUGCCGAGGUGGGGGGUGACUCCAUCGGGCUGCUGCGCCUAAAGGACUGGGGCCGGCUGUCCUGGAGGCAGGCAGUGACUGUGGAGGGCAUGGUGACAUCCCUGGCCCUGGACUGGCUGAGCGGGAACCUGUACUGGAUCGGGGGGCAGCCACCCAGCAUCCACAUGGCAGCUCCUGGGGGGCGGUGGGCCCUGGCACUGCUCAGUGAGGGGCUGCAGGGUGCUGCCUGGCUGGCGCUGUGCCCUCGCGCCUCCACCAUGUGCUUCGUCACAGCAGCCAGCAGCCGUGGGCCCGGCGCCACGGUGGAGUGCAUGGCCAUGGACGGCACUGGCCGCAGAGCGGUCUGGAGGAAAGCCUGGGCUCCCACGGGCCUCACCUUCGGGGGUGCCAGUACCCGGCUGUACUGGGCAGACCGUGAGAGAGGCACCAUCAGCAGCGUCGAGCUGGACGGAUCCCGCUUCCGGGUGGUGCGGGAAGGGCUCCAUGGCCUCUCACUCUUUGCCAUCGGAGAAGGCUUCCUGCUCUGGAGCACGACCUCAACCAACGGUUCCAGCAAGAUCUGGCAUAGCCGGCUGGAGCAGGCCAAGAGCUGGUGGUUCCCAAUGGAGCAGGAGUUGGUAGCCAUGAAGAUUUACAGCCAGUUCUCGCAGGAAGGCACCAAUGGCUGCGCGAAGAGCAAUGGGGGCUGUGCCCAGCUAUGCCUGCCCAACCCCACAGGGCGGCUGUGCCGCUGCUCCCCUGGCUACCACCUGGUGCGUGGGGUGGCAUGCACGCUGGCGCUGCCCUGCCCAGCCCCGCUCCAGGCCUGCCCUGACCUCCAGAGCUGCAUUUCUGCAGAGCAGGUCUGCGAUGGGCGACUGGACUGUGAUGAUGGCUCCGAUGAGUCUGGCUGCCCCUCCAUGGAGGUGAGGACGUGGAUCCCCACGGUGGCACCAUCAGGAAUGUCCCACGUGGAAGAACAGAAACCAGCCUUGCCCACAGCUGCAUCUAAGCCUCAUCAGCCUGGCCCCAGCCUGCCUGCAGCCCCUGGCCCCCGGGAGCAUGGAGAGCCAUUCCUGGUACCCCCUAGCACGGAGGAGGUGCUGGGGGCUGUGCCGUGCAGCAGCGAGACGUGUAACCUGCGUGGGGACUGCGCCAUCGAGGCUGGGCGAGUGACGUGCCACUGCGCCCUGGGCUAUCGUGGUGACUACUGCGAGGAGGCAGAGGUGCAGCCUGUUGCAGGACCUAUUGCCCUGGGGGUGGCUGUGCUCCUGCUGCUCGCUGCUGCUGCUGUGGGGGCCCUGGCUUACAUGCGGAGACGGGACAGGCGGAGGAGGACCUCAAGCACUGCCUCCACUCGGGUGCUGACCUUGUACCACCGUGAAAGCGACCCGGAGGAAGAGGAUGAGGAGGAGGAAGAGCUUCCUCCCAAGAGUGAUACCUUUGUGAAUGAAGCUUACAAUGGAAAAGAGGAGCUGCCAGCCCCGCUGAGGAAGGGACCAUCUCGCCCCGACACUGUGUUUUCAUAA